This is a messenger RNA of Aedes albopictus (Asian tiger mosquito), 1802 nucleotides long. RefSeq lists its product as uncharacterized. The record is from RefSeq and is a predicted model, not a curated record. The transcript has 2 exons. NCBI's taxonomy places the organism in Eukaryota, Metazoa, Arthropoda, Insecta, Diptera, Culicidae. The coding region runs from base 351 to 1775 and encodes 474 amino acids.
CUGUUGGGAGGACCACCCUGACCGGAGUCAGCACGCAGCCGAUGCCUCGCGAUGGCUCAUCAUCUGACAGACCGUCCAAUGAUAGAUGUCAUCCACGUCACGGCAAGAGAGAACUGUCAUCUUGUCAUUUAGUUUGUAUACUCGCCUCGCAUUAUUCGUCCACAUGUCCGUGCUAUAUUUUUAAUAAAGUAUUUUAAUUUGUUAUUUGUUGUCGUAAUCGCGAGUUUGUUAUUACAACAAUUUGGCGACGAGUAAAACUCGUGUUGGUCCGCGGAAAAUCGAGCGAAAAUAGUGUAUUUCGUCGUCGGGAAGCGAGUUGAAAAGUUCGACCGAGAUAGAGGUUAGCUGCUAUGUCUCGCGAAGGAACACCAAGCUGGGGGGCUAACGAAGGAGAGACCAUCUCAUUCCAGCAAGCCCUGACGCAGAUUCUCACUCAACAACAGAGACUGAUCACCCAGCUGUCCCAGCAGAUGUCAGCAACGCAGCUUGGCCUGAAGGAGCUUUCCCGUGACGACGUCGCACUGAAUGCGUUGGCAAACAACAUCAACGAAUUUCGCUAUGCUCCUGAAGAAGUGUGCACAUUCGACUCUUGGUACGCCCGAUACUCGGAAUUGUUCGACCAGGAUGCCAAGAAGCUCGACGAUUCCGCAAAAGUCCGACUCCUUAUGAGGAAACUCAACCCAGCGGCACACGAGCGAUACACGAGCUUCAUACUUCCGAAACAAUCAAACGAGUUCACGUUCAGUGAAACCGUCGAGAAGUUGAAGUCGCUUUUCGGAUCACCUGUCUCCAUCUUCCACCGGCGGUACCAGUGUCUGCAAACCGUCAAGGAUGACACGGAGGACAUCGUAGCGUACUCGUGCAAGGUGAACCGCGCUUGUGUGGACUUUAAACUUGCCGACCUGUCCGAGGAGCAAUUCAAAAGCCUCAUCUUUGUCUGCGGCCUCAAGUCAUCGAAGGAUUCCGAUAUUCAGAUGCGGCUGAUCACGAAGCUGAACGAAUCGUCCGAAAUCACCCUAACGAAGAUUGUGGAGGACUGCAGAAGCCUGAUGAACCUCAAGAGCGACAACGUACUGGUGGAAAAACAGUCUCCGUCAAGUGUGCAUGCUGUCAAGUACAACAACAAGAAGACUUCCAAGCCGAAGCACCAACCAUCGGCUGCGGGAAGUAGUAGUGGUGCGGAUCAGCCUCGUUCUCCAUGCUGGUCGUGUGGAGGGAUGCACUUUUCCAAGGACUGCCAGUUUCGUGAACAUACGUGUCGUGAUUGCGGGAAGAAAGGACAUAAGGAGGGGUAUUGCGCUUGCUUCGCCGGGAGAUCGACAGCCGGCAAGGGUAAAAAGCCUGCGCGGAACCAGAAGUCAACGAAAGUCGUCUCCGUUAAUUCCGUCAGUCGUGGAAGAAAGUAUGCAGAGGUGCGUAUCAACAACGUUCCCGUCCGCCUCCAAAUUGAUUCAGCGUCGGACAUAAGCAUUAUCACCGACGCAAUGUGGAAGCAAAUCGGAAAACCGGAACCAUCUCCACCGUCGUGCCAAGCAGUGACAGCUUCUGGAGAACCACUCAACAUCGCGUCCGAAUUAUGGUGUGACGUGACCAUCAACGGUGUCUCCAAACGAGGUUUGUGUCGUGUUAUGGUACCGGAAAUCAAUCUAUCAGUUCUAGGUUCCGAUUGGAUGGAUAAGUUUGGCCUUUGGGAUGUGCCAAUCAACUCCUUCUGCAACCAAGUCAGCAGUCGGACGCCAUCCGACGUAGCGUCACUCCAGGCGAAAUUCCCGUAAGUUUUCACCAACAAAAUGGGUCUUUGC